GCCUCCCUGCUUUUCAAAGACUUCGAAUUCAUUGCUAUAUGUGGCCCACCGAAUUGUAUGUCCUGUUCUAUCAACACUUAAAAAAUGGCAUCAACAAUGGAAGCAGCAGAUAUCGUUGUUGUUGCCAUGUACUUCAUUCUUGUCUUGUGCUUUGGCUUUUUUGCAAUGUGGAAGGCGAAUCGAGGUACUGUGAGCGGAUACUUCCUGGCCGGUCGUUCAAUGAACUGGAUGGUGAUCGGUGCAUCGCUGUUCGUGAGUAACAUCGGCAGCGAGCACUUCAUCGGCCUCGCUGGCUCAGGUGCAGCAAGCGGUUUCGCCGUAGGUGCAUGGGAGUUCAAUGCAAUUCUACUGCUGCAGCUCCUGGGCUGGGUCUUCAUACCUGUUUACAUCCACUCAGGUGUGUACACCAUGCCAGAGUACCUCUAUAAAAGAUUCGGUGGUAAGCGGCUGAAGGUUUUCUUCGCAUCCCUAACUCUGCUCCUCUACAUUUUCACCAAGCUCUCAGUGGAUCUUUAUUCCGGAGCACUCUUUAUCCAGGAAUCUCUGGGCUGGAACCUGUACGUAUCCAUAAUCUUGCUCAUCGCCAUGACUGCCCUUCUCACAGUCACAGGCGGCCUGGUGGCGGUCAUUUACACAGACACUCUGCAGGCAUUCCUCAUGAUAUCGGGAGCACUGUGCCUGAUGGCUAUCAGUUUAGUCAAGGUAGGAGGUCUUGAGGGUUUGCGCACCAAGUACAUGAAUGCCUUUCCCAACAUCACUGCUAUUGAGCUAGAGAAUAACAUCACAUACUCAAAUUCCUGCCAUGUGCAUCCUAAGCAAGAUUCAUUCAAGAUCUUAAGAGGUCCGUUGGACAAAGACCUGCCGUGGCCUGCUUUUCUUCUAGGCCAGACUCCAGCCUCGAUCUGGUACUGGUGCGCUGAUCAGGUCAUAGUCCAGAGAGUCCUGGCAGCCCGAAAUAUUGCUCACGCCAAAGGGUCAACCCUGAUGGCGGGCUUCCUAAAAGUCUUACCAAUGUUUAUCAUUGUGAUUCCAGGAAUGAUUUCGCGUGUGCUCUUUGUUGAUGAACUUGCUUGCAUUAGUCCAGAGCACUGCAUGCAAGUCUGCAACAGCAAAGCUGGUUGCACUAACAUCGCCUAUCCUCGCCUCGUCAUGAACGUCAUGCCUGUAGGUCUACGAGGGCUGAUGAUGGCGGUGAUGCUCGCUGCUCUCAUGAGCGACCUAGACUCAAUCUUUAACAGUGCCAGUACUAUCUUCACCCUUGAUAUCUAUAAGAUGAUACGUUACCAGGCUUCCUCCAAAGAGCUCAUGGUGGUGGGACGCAUGUUUGUGAUCCUCAUAGUGGCCAUUAGCAUAGCUUGGGUGCCAUUCGUCGUUGAGAUGCAAGGUGGUCAGAUGUUCCUCUAUAUUCAGGAGGUGUCUGAUUACCUUACGCCACCCAUUGCUGCACUGUUCCUGCUUGGCAUUCUCUGGAAACGUUGCAAUGAGACCGGUGCAUUCUGGGGUGGCAUUGUGGGCUUCUUGCUAGGAGCCGUAAGACUCAUUCUUGCCUUUGUUUAUAGAGAGCCGGACUGUGACACAACUGAUGACCGCCCUGCUUUCAUCAAGGAUGUUCAUUUCAUGUAUGUGGCGGCUGUGUUGUUUUGGGUUUCAGGGCUUGUGACUGUAGUCGUCAGUCUUUGCACAGAUCCACCAAGCAAAGAACAGAUUGCUAUGACUACUUUGUGGGGACUGCGCAACAGGAAUCAACCCGAGAACAACAAAAUUCAUCAGCUUUCUGUAAAAACAAAAAAAGAGAAGUCAGUGGAUGAAGUGGAAAUUAAACCAUCAUCUCAGGUUAUUCAAACAGGGCCUGAAAUACCUCCAAAUGGCCACUUGGAGUCUCAACAUACCCACAAACACCAGGGCAUUGAUCAUGUAGGCAGUGAUAAGAGACAGUGCGUGAAAUGUUUUGAGUGGUUUUGUGGUUAUAAUAAAAAUUCUGAGGAAGAGGAACCAGAUUCACCUUUUGGAGAUGACAACGGGAAUGUUACUGAAAUGCUCAAAGAACCUCCAAAAACCAAAAUUAUCCUCAACCUCGGUCUCUUGUUAGUGUGCACACUUGGAAUUUUCUUGUUUGUGUACUUCUCUUUGUAA
Messenger RNA from Sinocyclocheilus anshuiensis, 2133 nucleotides. Its product is annotated as sodium/myo-inositol cotransporter-like. The transcript has 2 exons. Gene Ontology annotation, molecular function: D-glucose:sodium symporter activity. Gene Ontology annotation, cellular component: plasma membrane. The record is from RefSeq and is a predicted model, not a curated record. Lineage: Eukaryota; Metazoa; Chordata; Actinopteri; Cypriniformes; Cyprinidae. Bases 85 to 2133 code for a protein of 682 amino acids. Gene Ontology annotation, biological process: myo-inositol transport; transmembrane transport; inositol metabolic process.